UCAAAAUUGAGCCUUUUUGAGUAAAGAAAAGAUAAAAUGGCGUCAAUGUUGCUUAGUCGACAGCUGACCUGUUGCCUGCAACAAAACUCCAGGCUGCUUGUUUUUGGACACAGAUAUAUCAGUCAAGCUGCAGCUAAAAUUGAUGUGGAUUUUGAUUAUGAUGGACCUCUAAUGAAGACAGAAGUUCCUGGACCGCGAUCUAGAGAAUUAAUGAAGCAGCUGAAUGGAAUUCAGAAUGCAGAAGCUGUACACUUUUUUUGCAAUUAUGAAGAGAGCCGAGGGAACUACCUAGUAGAUGUAGAUGGCAAUCGCAUGCUGGAUCUCUACUCUCAGAUUUCAUCCAUCCCAAUAGGUUACAGCCAUCCCUCUCUGAUAAAGCUUCUACAACAGCCACAGAACUUGAGCACUUUUAUCAACAGACCUGCCCUAGGGAUUUUACCUCCAGAGAACUUUGCAGAAAGACUGAAGGAAUCUUUGUUAUCAGUGGCUCCUAAAGGCCUGCCACAGGUGAUCACCAUGUCUUGCGGAUCCUGCUCUAAUGAAAACGCUUUUAAAGCAAUAUUUAUGUGGUACAGAAACAAGGAGAGGGGCCAUAAUAAUGUCACAAAAGAGGAGCUGGAAUCUUGCAUGAUUAACCAGCAUGGUCAGGCAGAUGGCUGUGCCAAUACAAAUAAGAGAAUGGCACAUCAUGACCUGAAGGAGCAGGAAUUCUAUAAGAUGACCAAAGACUUGUAA
This is a messenger RNA of Pelecanus crispus (Dalmatian pelican), 735 nucleotides long. NCBI's taxonomy places the organism in Eukaryota, Metazoa, Chordata, Aves, Pelecaniformes, Pelecanidae. The record is from RefSeq and is a predicted model, not a curated record.